This is a messenger RNA of Musca vetustissima, 869 nucleotides long. RefSeq names its product homeobox protein Hmx-like. The record is from RefSeq and is a predicted model, not a curated record. Lineage: Eukaryota; Metazoa; Arthropoda; Insecta; Diptera; Muscidae. The transcript has a single exon. The annotation marks the transcript as partial.
AUGUCUUCCUCGGAACACGACGUCGAUAUCAGCGUGGUCUCCAGUCCUGAACCCAGUCCCAUGGGCUGUGGCCAGGAGGGCCGUGAAUCACCGCUACGCUCCACAUCGCCGGCCCGUUCACCCGGUGCCUCUACACCCAAUUCCAUGCACACCCCCACCUCGGCAGCCGGUACACCUACCUCUUCGCAACACAAUUAUCACCAGCCCCCCGUUCAUCAUCUGCAUCAGAGUAGCCCCACCAGCAGCAGCACCACCACAAUGGCCACUGCCGUACCACCAACAGUCCUACAUCAUCAUUUGCAACAUCAUUUGAAUUCUCUAAAUGCCGGUCAUCAUCAUCCAGUCGCCUUACAUCAUGCCUUGCAUGCCAGUUUUGGCCAUCUCACACAUCCGGCACAUCAACAUUUAUUACAACAUCCUGCCGCAGUGACACCGACGGUUGUUUCGCAUUUUGCCGCAGCGGCGGCUGCUUCUUCAUCGGCCGCUAAUAAUAAUAAUGGUGUUGAUCGUUUAAGUCCAACACCACCCUCACUGGCGGCCCAUGGUGCUCCAAAAUCCCCGGAAUCCACAACAACAGAGGAAUCACAAAAUAACAAUAACAACAAUAGUAAAAUGCUUAAUAACAAUAAUACGGCAAAUGGUGAUAAUAGUGUUGGUAGUGAUCAACCGUCGGCUGGCGGAGCGGCUGCUGCCGCCGCAAAUGGUAAAGUUACAUCGGGUAAUGGUUUUACCAGCUUCUCAAUUUCAUCGAUUCUUAGCCGUAAUGAACCGACGAAAAAGAACGGUUCAAAUUUAAUAACACCCAUACCUCAAUUACCGCCGGCCACUGUCGGUGCCGGUGGACCACAGGAUGCUGCCAUGUUGUCAAG